This is a messenger RNA of Colletotrichum navitas, 1044 nucleotides long. RefSeq lists its product as uncharacterized. The transcript has a single exon. The coding region runs from base 24 to 614 and encodes 196 amino acids. NCBI's taxonomy places the organism in Eukaryota, Fungi, Ascomycota, Sordariomycetes, Glomerellales, Glomerellaceae. The record is from RefSeq and is a predicted model, not a curated record.
UAGGUAGGUAGGUAGGUGCCAGUAUGUUUCGCUCGCCCGGUUAUCGCCCGCGACUGAGUAUGGGGGAGGCCUUCCUUCCAUCUCUCUUCCUUCCUCCUUCCCUCCUUCCUCCUUCCUUCCUUUCUUUCCUGCCUUCCUUCCUUUCUUGUCUUCCCGCUCUCAACCGGUUUACAAGUACCAAGGACCUAGGUACCUCCCCCCCCCUGGCCACGCAUACCCUUGGCAACAGCCAACCUUUAAAAGGGCGUUUACAAGGGUUGAGCGACGGCGGCGGCUUCUUGAAACUGGCUCAAAGCAGGGUCAAGAGACCUUACGAGGGACAGCCUCGGGUAGGUACCUCGGUCUCACAGCCAGGCUUUGGCUCGCGGCACCAUCAUCAAGCCUUCCCAGCUUCCGCAAGCAGAAAACAUUGUAACAACGUAUUGUACUCCGUACCUAGCGUAAACUGCUUUGCCAAGACUGCCAGGUACCUGAGGGAUUACUCAGCGGUACCACUUUCCCCCCUUCAACAUGCAAUUUGCGCUUUGCAAUGCGCUGUCAUGCAUCCCCCGCCCAUCACCCAAUUGCCGCCGAUCGGAAAUCUCGUCUCCUUCCAUCACCGUACGACAACAUGAAGGUCUUUACUUCGUCGCGGCCUGUCCGCCCAAAGUGACGAACAAAUGCUCUUAUUCAUCGGUUGCGGACGCAUGGACAAGACAGAGUUAGUCUCUCCCGAGUUAGAAACUAAGAGACUACAUUCAGACAUGGCAUCCGAGGGUAAGGAUACUCAUGGUCUUGAAGCCGGUUCAGCUGACGACUGAGCCCCCGAUUGUUCUCGAAAAGCCUGCAGCCCAGCGCCGCCCGAUUCUUUCCUUGGGACCAAAGUCUGAUACGGAUACUACCUACCUACCUACUGUAGCAUGACGGAGUCCUGUCUGCUAUUCCUGGUACCGACCAACUAACCGCCCGGCCUGCCCGCCGCCCCCUUGCUUGCGGGUGGCUGUUCUCAACCACCAGCCCAUCUUGCAGUAGCCAUCUUACAUCGCGUCGCUCUGCCGCACCGCG